Sorex fumeus (smoky shrew) is the source of this 4359-nucleotide messenger RNA. It is a transcript of the gene PHKA2, whose product is annotated as phosphorylase kinase regulatory subunit alpha 2. Lineage: Eukaryota; Metazoa; Chordata; Mammalia; Eulipotyphla; Soricidae. Gene Ontology annotation, biological process: glycogen metabolic process. The transcript has 33 exons. Gene Ontology annotation, cellular component: phosphorylase kinase complex. The record is from RefSeq and is a predicted model, not a curated record. Bases 111 to 3827 code for a protein of 1238 amino acids. Gene Ontology annotation, molecular function: calmodulin binding.
GGAAAACUCCCGACCCCCUUCCGCCAGGCUCCAUCCCGGGAACCGCCGGGGCCGCGGCUGCUCUCGGGCCUCCUGGCCCGACCACCGAGACCUCGGGCUCCUUGCCAAAGAUGAGGAGCCGGAGCAAUUCCGGGGUCCGCUUGGACGGAUACGCGCGCCUGGUGCAGCAGACCAUCCUGUGUUACCAGAAUCCGGUCACGGGGCUGCUGGCCGCCAGCCAUGAGCAGAAGGAUGCCUGGGUGCGGGAUAACAUCUACAGCAUCCUGGCCGUGUGGGGCCUGGCUAUGGCCUACCGCAAGAACGCUGACCGUGACGAGGACAAGGCCAAGGCCUACGAGCUGGAACAGAACGUGGUGAAGCUCAUGCGGGGCCUCCUGCAGUGCAUGAUGAGGCAGGUGGACAAAGUGGAGAAGUUCAAGUACACGCAGAGUACCAAGGACAGCCUGCACGCCAAGUACAACACCGCCACCUGCAGCACCGUAGUGGGCGACGACCAGUGGGGCCACCUCCAGGUGGAUGCCACCUCCCUCUUCCUCCUGUUCCUGGCCCAGAUGACCGCUUCUGGUUUACGGAUAAUUUUCACCCUUGAUGAGGUGGCUUUUGUACAGAAUCUUGUCUUUUACAUAGAAGCCGCAUAUAAAGUUGCUGACUACGGAAUGUGGGAACGUGGCGAUAAGACGAAUCAAGGCAUCCCCGAAUUGAAUGCGAGCUCUGUUGGAAUGGCCAAGGCAGCACUCGAGGCGAUCGAUGAGCUGGAUCUCUUUGGAGCCCAUGGAGCCCGCAAGUCAGUGAUCCACGUCCUGCCAGAUGAGGUUGAACACUGCCAGUCAAUUCUGUUCUCCAUGCUGCCCAGAGCGUCCACAUCGAAAGAGAUCGACUCGGGGCUGCUUUCCAUUAUUUCCUUCCCUGCCUUUGCUGUAGAAGAUAUAAACCUCGUGAAUGUGACCAAAAAUGAGAUUAUUUCCAAGCUUCAGGGACGAUAUGGAUGCUGCCGUUUCCUCCGUGAUGGUUAUAAAACCCCAAGAGAGGACCCAAAUCGAUUGCAUUAUGACCCUGCCGAGCUCAAGCUCUUUGAGAACAUUGAGUGUGAGUGGCCUCUGUUCUGGACCUAUUUCAUCAUCGAUGGCCUCUUCAGCGGCAACGCUGUGCAGAUCCAGGAAUACCGGGAGGCCCUGGAGGGAGUAUUAAUCAGAGGCAAGAACGGAAUCCGCCUGGUGCCUGAACUCUACGCCAUCCCACCCCACAAGGUGGACGAAGAGUAUAAGAAUCCUCACACGGUGGACAGGGUGCCCUUGGGGAAGCUGCCCCACCUGUGGGGCCAGUCCUUGUACAUCCUCAGCUCACUGCUGGCAGAGGGAUUCCUGGCUGUGGGUGAAAUCGAUCCUUUAAAUCGAAGAUUUUCCACUUCUGUCAAACCUGAUGUCGUGGUACAAGUGACUGUGCUGGCCGAGAACGAUCACAUUAAGGAGUUGUUGGGGAAACACGGGAUCCAUGUCCAGAGUAUCGCUGACAUUCACCCCAUCCGCGUCCAGCCGGGCCGCAUCCUCAGUCACCUCUAUGCCAAGCUUGGAAGGAAUAAGAAUAUGAAAUUGAGUGGGCGGCCUUAUCGGCACAUUGGUAUCCUCGGAACCUCGAAACUCUAUGUCAUCAGGAACCAGAUCUUCACCUUCACACCCCAGUUCACCGACCAGCACCACUUCUACCUGGCCCUGGACAACGACAUGAUGGUGGAGAUGCUGCGGAUCGAGCUGGCGCACCUGUGUACCUGCUGGCGCAUGACAGGCCGGCCCACGCUCACCUUCCCCAUCACGCACACCAUGCUCACAAAUGACGGCUCGGACAUUCAUUCUGCGGUUCUUUCUACCAUUCGAAAAUUAGAGGACGGCUAUUUCGGUGGAGCGAGAGUGAAAUUGGGGAGCCUUUCGGAAUUUCUCACGACGUCUUUCUACACCUACCUGACCUUUCUGGAUCCGGACUGUGAUGAAAAGUUGUUUGACGAUGCCAGUGAAGGCAGCUUGAGUCCUGACAGCGACUCAGAUUUGGGAGGCUAUUUGGAAGAUGUAUAUAACCAGGGGAACCAAGAAAGCCCAGAUGACCUGGACCAAUAUAUCAACCACCUCCUGCAAAGCACAUCUUUGAAAUGCUCUCUUCCCCCUCUUUGUAAGAAGAAAGAAGAUAGCCAUGUCUUCGGUGCUGUCCACUCCACUCGGGACAUACUUUCCAUGAUGGCCAAAGCAAAGGGUUUGGAAAUGCCAUUUGUUCCCAUGACUUUGCCAACUAAAGUUCUUACUGCCCAUCGUAAAUCACUGAAUCUUGUUGAUUCUCCCCAGCCUCUCCUUAAAAAGUUGCCAGAAGAUGAUUACCAGUUACCCCGAGAUGAUCAUGGUGACUUGGACUGUGAAAAAUUGGUUGAGCAACUGAAAGAUUGUUCGAAUUUACAGGACCAAGCCGACAUUCUUUACAUUCUGUAUGUUAUCAAGGGCCCCACCUGGGACACAAAUCUCUCUGGACAGCACCGGGUCACCGUUUACAACCUACUCAGCGAGCUCUACGGGAAAGCAGGCUUGAACCAGGAAUGGGCUUUGAUCCGCUACAUCUCUGGCCUGCUCAGGAAGAAAGUGGAGGUGCUGGCCGAGGCCUGUACAGAUCUGCUGUCACACCAGAAGCAGCUGACAGUGGGUUUGCCCCCUGAGCCCCGUGAGAAGAUCAUCUCUGCUCCCCUGCCCCCCGAGGAGCUCACAAGACUCAUCUAUGAAGCCAGCGGGCAAGACAUCAGCAUUGCUGUCCUCACUCAGGAGAUCGUGGUAUAUCUGGCCAUGUACGUCAGGGCUCAGCCCAGCCUCUUCCUGGAGAUGCUCAGGCUCCGGAUCGGACUGAUCAUUCAGGUGAUGGCCACAGAGCUGGCGCGGAGCCUCAGCUGUUCAGGAGAAGAAGCUUCGGAAAGCUUGAUGAACCUCAGCCCUUUCGAUAUGAAAAGUCUCCUGCACCAUAUUCUCAGUGGGAAAGAAUUUGGUGUUGAAAGAAGCAUGCGACCUAUCCACUCGUGCACAUCCAGCCCUGCCAUCUCCAUCCAUGAGGUGGGGCACACUGGUGUCACCAAAACGGAGAGAAGCGGCAUUAGCAGGCUGAGGAGUGAGAUGAAGCAGAUCACUAGACGGUUUAGUGCUGACGACCAGUUCUUUUCUGUGAACCAGGCCACAUCCACCAGCAUGUACUCCUCGAAAUCCAUGAGGUCCAGCACCCCAUCUUCCCCAACGGGCACGUCGUCCACGGACUCAGGGGGCCAUCACCUGGGCAGUGGGGAGCGGCAGGGUCAGUGGCUGCGGCGGAGAAGGCUGGACGGGGCCAUCAACAGGGUCCCUGUGGGCUUCUACCAGAAGGUGUGGGAGAUCCUGCAGAAGUGCCACGGUCUGUCCAUUGACGGUUAUGUACUGCUGUCCUCGACGACAAGAGAGAUGACCCCGCAGGAAAUCAAGUUCGCUGUGCACGUGGAAUCGGUGCUGAACCGAGUGCCACAGCCCGAGUACCGGCAGCUGCUGGUGGAGGCAAUCCUGGUGCUGGCACUGCUGUCGGACUCGGACAUGGAGAGCAUCGGCGGCAUCAUCCACGUGGACCAGCUCGUGCACUUGGCCAACCAGCUCUUUCUGCAGGACCAGAUAUCCAUGGGGGCCACGGAGACCCUGGAGAAAGACCAAGCCACGGGCAUCUGCCACUUCUUUUACGACAGCGCCCCAAGUGGGGCUUACGGGACAAUGACCUACCUGACCAAGGCCGUGGCCUCUCAUUUGCAGGAACUGCUGCCCAACUCUGGCUGCCACAUGCAGUAGGGCUUCGGUGCUCGGGCCUCGGUGCUCAGAGUCUUUCAUCUGCCCCAGCCUCUGCGGGAACUUGGCGCCGUUCCCCUCGGUCCCCUGUGGUGUCUCCCGAACACAUCCCAUCACCAGGAAACGGCAGCUGCUCCUGGCACCCGGGGGCCCUGUCACUGUGUUUGGGGUCUGCCAGUUCACUCUGGCAUCUCGCACGCAGAGUGAACCGAAUCACCAGCUUCAGUCAGAUCUUCCAAGCGUGUUAUGAAAACAGGCUCCAUGAGCUUGUGACACAGCUGAAGGAUGCAAAGAUGCUUCCAGAAGCAGUGGCUAGGAGGGCGGGCCUGGACCGGAUGUGUCUCAAGGUGCAGCCUGUCUGUGGACCCAGCGGUUAACCAAAUAGAGCGAGUCUUUCUGCAGACUCGGGCCUUGUACCUCACUCCUUUGGCCGUCGGCUGUUUGUCUGACGUAGCCACGUUCAGGUGACAGAAUGCUCUCUUGCUAAGAUGUAGGAAAUCGAGCCCCUGUUAACUGUAAGCCGUGGUCCUCCAGG